This is a messenger RNA of Colletotrichum orchidophilum, 7758 nucleotides long. Its product is annotated as beige/BEACH domain-containing protein. Gene Ontology annotation, molecular function: protein binding. The record is from RefSeq and is a predicted model, not a curated record. Lineage: Eukaryota; Fungi; Ascomycota; Sordariomycetes; Glomerellales; Glomerellaceae. The transcript is spliced from 8 exons. Bases 1 to 7758 code for a protein of 2585 amino acids.
AUGUCGACCCUCCAAGUAUCGAGGCGUUAUCGCUCGUCGACUUCGGCGUCGUCUAGAUCAUCCAGCGCGGCCAACUCGAAAGCUCUCGAAAUCUUGCGUAGUCUCCUCGACACCCUCGCUUCCAGCACGCAACGGCGGACCAACGAUGGAUACCCCGAGUUUCCCGUGCUCAUUAAGAGCCUGCGCCAAAUACGACAGCACAUUGCCGCGACCGAACCCCCGAGCCCGCCCCAAGACGACUUUAGGCACCUACAUGGGUUUAACAGGCUCCUCGACGUGCUGAGAUCCUACUCGGGCUUUUACAACCCCCAGCGUCGAACCAAAGAAGAGAAAGAGGGUUUAUUCGGGCUGCUCGAGGCUGUCUUGGACGUCUUCGCCGCUGCCUUUUUGGACCAUCCAGGAAACAAGCGCUACUUUCGCCACCGGGUGGAAGGCGGCGGAUGGGAGGCUCUCGAGCAGACCAUUGCCAGUGUUGGCCUUGGCGGAAGCGACUCUGAUCUGUGGACGAACUGUCAGAUGUUUGGGAAGUUGUUGGCAUUCUCGCUUGGGGACAGGACUAUGGAUGCCAUUUGUCAGUCGGUUGCGACAAGUCCAGAGUUGAAGGCCGAGGAUGCCAAGACGACCAAUUCACAAGAGCCUCCCGAGGAUGAUGCUCAACAACAAAACCCGUCGUCAGUUCCAGAACGAAAGGAAAUCGGCCAGGAGGUGCGCGAUGCCAUGCAGAAGCGGGCCGUCUUCCGGAACCCGGAGAUUUUGCGUGCUGUCGUAGGCUUCUGGGAGUCUAUCCCACGAGCGCAGGACAUGCCGGCCAACGCCUGCUCAAUGGCCGUCUUGGAGAUCAUGUCAAGCGCGGUUUCCGUCUCAAUGUUCAACCUUGCAGCUCUCCAUGCCACUGGAGUGUUAUCGCGCUUCCUUCGCGUGCUGUUCAGCCCCGUUGCCAAACUCGACCAAGCAGAGAAGGAUAGGCUCCUCAUCAUGUGCAAGAAGCUCAUGUACCUGGGCUUCAACCAACCCGCAGACACACAGUUCUUACUAGCGAGCGCCUUGCCGGAAGCAUCCGAGUUCUGCCUGGAGAUGACUUCGACGUACAGCGGCCCGCCAUUCUUCCAAUUCGACCUCUCCUUGCAUGGCCAUUCGUCCAUCGAACUACCCACCCUCGGCCGGUCGUUCCCUCCCAGCUCGUCGCCAGGCUACACCUUUACGGCUUGGCUCCGCGUGGAUCGGUUUGAUCCCAACUCACAUACAACCCUCUUUGGCGUCUUCGAUGCUAGUCAGACAUGCUUUCUCCUGAUGUAUCUUGAGCGAGAUACGCGAAACUUCAUCCUCCAGACCUCGGUUACUUCCAGCCGGCCUAGUGUGAGGUUCAAGGGGAUGUCAUUCAAAGACAAGAAAUGGUACCAUAUUGCCCUUGUUCACCGACGACCCAAAACGAUGACUGCUAGCAAGGCCUCUCUUUACGUCAAUGGCGAGUUUGUGGAGCAGAUCAAGUGUGCAUACCCCUCAUCGCCACCUCUUGCGAACGGGAGCACCGAAAGCUUUGCAUCCUUUGCCUCAACUAAUGCAAAACAACACCCUGUCCAAGCCUUCCUGGGCACUCCAAGGGAUCUUUCCAGCCAACUUGGUUCUGGACUAGUCUUUUCCAAGUGGUCUUUGGCCUCUGCCCAUCUAUUCGAAGAUGCGCUGAGCGAUGAUUUCCUGGCCGUUCACUACGGCCUCUCCCCCAAAUACCAGGGCAACUUCCAGGACAGCCUGGGCGGGUUCCAGACCUAUGAAGCCUCGGCGAGCCUGGGCCUAAGGAACGAGGUUUUCCAUCCAGGUAGGGAUGAGAGCUCAGAUAUCUUGAGAGCAAUCAGAGACAAGGCCGGUACCCUCCUCCCGGAAAACAAAAUUCUCCUCAGCAUACUCCCAGCAGGUGUCUUCAGAGAGGACGGCGUUUAUCAAGACACUCAGCUUUAUCGCGCAUUGCCUCGGCCCGCAGCAACAAAUCUCAUCCAAAUGACCCAUAGAAGUGGCUCAGCCAUUGCUAUCAAUGCUGCGCUGCCUUGCCUCCUGGAUGCAUUGGCACGUUCUCAAGGAGUGGCCGUCCUGACUGGCAACCCGGUGGUAGUGAUGCCCUCCUACUUCGAUGACAACUUCUGGCGUCUUGCCGGAUUCACCCCCUUAGCUCUGAAGAUUGUUGAAAGGGCAACUUCAGUGGAAGAAACGGUUAGAGCAGUAGAGAUGACAUUUCUAUGCAUCAGAAAGAGCUGGAGAAACAGUGAGGCCAUGGAGCGUGAUAAUGGCUACGCUAUCCUCGGCAUGCUACUCAGAGCCAAACUGGGCUAUACUGUCAACCUGGGUGCUGAUAGCGCCAACCUACGCUUACCAAUUUCAAGCGAAGAGAGGGACAGGUUGAGCUUUCAGCUUCUGAGCCUUGUUCUCGAAUUCGUGGGCUACAACCAUGCUGAACCGUUGGAAUCCUUCAUUGUGAAUCCUCUGGCGUACCGCAUCCUGCUCAUCGACUUUGACACUUGGAGACGAUCAGCUGCCAUCACCCAGGAGUUAUACUACAAGCAAUUUGUGACGUUCUCUGUGAAGAGCAAGUAUCACCAAUUUAAUAGCAGGAGGUUAAUGCGCAUGAGAAUUGUCAAACGGCUGCUUGAUGCAAUGAAAGCAGAGUCGAUCUCAGAGGAGGUGCAACCACACUUCAUGGCCGCCUUGGAACAGCUUGUGAAAUGCAACUAUACAGCAGAAGUGCAUAGGUCACUUGCUUUAUUUAUCACAUAUGCUUUCCACUCACCAACGGCCUCUCUGGUAAGGUCUCCGAGACCGAUGUCUGCAACUGCCCGAACUCCCACCUCUGGGUAUGCCAGACGAGCAACUUUCGAUUCCAACAGCUCGUCGAAUCCGUCCCCCUCCCGGUUCCUAACGAAGAAACAACUUGGUGCCAAGAUUCUGGGAAUGUACUCGAACCUACUCUGUGAAAAGGGCAACCUGGCCAAUAUCCGCAAGUUUGCAAGGACAGUGACGAACAAGUGGCUGCUAUAUCUCUUGGCCAACGACGACCCCGAAACAGUGGUAUAUGGCAGCAAGAUUCUCGCAAGACUUCUUAUCACUCACGGCUCCACAUAUACAGCCAAGUUUUCCGGUAAGACUGGUGGUUUCACCAUCAUGGCUCAUCGACUCAAACGCUGGUGGUACAUUCCAUCACUGUGGCCAAUCUGCUUCAGUAUCUUAUUCGGACUCGACGUGGCCAAUGUCGACUUGGAGCGCAAUUUUGAGUUUUCCAACUUGCUUGAAACAUUUGGAAGAGCUCGCGUUCUCUACCCUGAAUGUCUUCAAGUCGUGACUUCAAUGCUGCAACAUGGCUUGAAGGACAUCAUGAAGCAUCAGGAGGACCCAAACUCUCCGCAAAAGUCGCAACACCUACAAGCAAGCGGGUUCGAAGGCCUAGAAACCCGGCCACGAGCCAAGUCUAUGGAGACUAGGGGGCUGGAUGCAAGAAUGGCAGAAAAUGGCCCGCGCGACGGCGAGCGUAUAUCAAAUCACGCGCCUAUGCUGCUGACAGUCAUCCGAUUCCUGUCAGACCUGCACUCCCGCUCCUCUGACUUCAAGGACUUCGCGUUGACGUCCGAGUACGUGAGGUAUCUCUUGUGGGCAUGUUAUCCUAUCAUCGUUAGCACCGAUGCCGUCACGCCAGAUACUGAGCUCAACUCUCGAGACUCAGCUCUGACGUUCGAGGGCGGGGAUGUGAUGAUUCGCCCGCUUGCCGGUUCUCAACCUGGCCCCAUCGUACGGACAACCAGCACAGAUGCAGUUGCUGCGAUGGCAGGCAACCCCCGUGGAACUCCUCUACGGAAAGCGUCCGGUUUUGUUCUGCUCACCAGUCAAACAUCCUCCCAGGCCCCGAGUCCGGUUCGCUUUGCACCGGUCAUGUCGCCGAAGAAAAAGGUCGCCUCGCAACAGUCAAGCAGUGCUACACUCGAGAGCAUGGUAGAUCUAGUCAUCAGUGUCUUCAUAGACCAAGUCUUCUCGCGAAAGGAAUUUCCUGGCUUUGGACUCUUCCUCAAGAUCCCGCCAGGGUUCCAAGAGCACCAAGCCUACUUCGAGUCCUUCGUCCUUAGGAAGACACUUCAACAACUUGGAAGCCAUGUCCAAGCGAACCAGAAGGUUCUUAGCGAGCCAAAGGUUCUUACCAAUAUGGGCAGACUUGUGGCACACGUUACAGAUACCAUCUUUGAGGGCUGGUUUAUUAACGGUACUGAGCCCAUGCUGGAGUUCGCUGGAAUGGUACUAGAGUACCUUCAACGGCCCGAGAUUUCGACGAUGAAAAGUGUUCGCUUGUGCAGUCAAGCAGUCGGAACUAUCCGCCAAUCAUUCCUGAAGCUCCUUCUCUUGCGGUUUUCCGAACUGGACGAUCCAGACACACCUGACGCCAGCGCAAAGGAUUUCAUGAGCAACAUCCUCUACUGGCAAGCCCCGAUUCUAGGCUGCCUUGCAAAUGAGGAGGAGUACAUGAAGCUUUUCUGGUAUCAGUUGUACUCAAAGCUGGUUGAUUCUCGAACAUCCAUCAGGUCUGCUGCAGCUACAAUCAUGCGUAUCAUGCUUGUCCAGAAACCCCACGAGUCUAAGAUACUUUUCAGACAAUGCGUGGCGACAGACCAGCAGCACUUGACAAAGGACUUCGUUGUUAAGCUCACCGAAAUCGAUGACGAGGCUUUCAUUGAAUGGGUGGAUCAGCACCGCGCAUCGCUUGAUGCAUUCUUUUUUGGUGGCAUAUCAAAGAUCUGGGAAGAGUUUGUCGUUAUCGAAAACCAGCGAACAGUUGAUUCGGCUAAGUUCCGAUUGGCGAAGCGCAGAGAUCGACUGAAAGCAUGGCAGACGGAGGCACUGACUGUGGAUAACAUCCUCCUUCGGCAUGACAUGGCAAACGGAGCUUGGAUGAAGAGCAUCUUCACUAGUGAGCACUUCAAGCAUCAGCGUCUGACACAAGACCAGCAGGAUGAUAUGGCAUUCUUGGCUGCGGCAUUUGUCAAGAUGGAUAAUGAUUUGCGACGACCGGGCGCUGUAUUCAGCGAACAGGCUCAGCUUAAGUGGAAACUUGAUCGAACAGAAGGGCGUAAUCGUAUGCGCCUGAGGCUUCUGCCAGACUACUCCAAGAAGCAUACCGACUACCAGCCGAAGAGGAGAGCGGGAGAAGUCACGACCCCUUCUGCCCUCAAGGUCAACACUACCAUGGCCCCUGCUCAGAUCGCCCCGUCACCCAUCAAAUCAGCUACACCAGCAUCAUCUCGCGUGCAAGCCAUUUCGAGUCUCGAUGGCGCUGAAAACCCCGAUACACUGCCGGAUGCUGACCAGGACGAGGAGACAAAUAAGUCUGGCGUAGGUGCCGAAGAAGAUUUUGAGCUUGUGGACGAUCCAAACGAUGCCAACGAAGGCGAUGACGGCUUCGAGGACAAGAACCGCAAGGUUAUGAGACGGCUCGAGCAAGGUGAUCAAGUCCAAGCCGUGUACAACAUCUCCCGCAUCGUCGGUCUCGAGGGAUGCGAGGGUAUUCUCAUCAUCGGCAAAGAUGCUUUAUAUAUCAUGGACAACGUGUUUCAGUGUGCCUCUGGCGAGAUUGUGAACGCCUGGCAAGCUCCCCUGGAGGAGCGAGACCCUUUCUCGGAGAUCAUUACAGAUGCCAAGACGACCGAGCAACGCCAGAGCUCAAGUCGGAGCGAACAGGAGUCACGCAGCUGGAGAUGGCACGACGUGAUCAGUAUCUCUAAGAGAAGAUUCUUGUUUCGAGACGUCGCAAUCGAGGUCUUCUUCACAGAUGGACGCAGCUACUUACUGACGUCCAUCAACCCGACCCUGAGGGACGAGGUUUUUGGCAAGCUGAUGAACAAGGCUCCGCAUACAAACUCCGCUAGUUCGCUUCCCAAUCCUGAGGAUGCCUGGCGUCUUGAGGCGCUAAAGGUCUCCGAGGAAACGCCUCAAGGUUUCGGCUCGAAAUUUGGAAGCAUAUUCAACUCUACGCCCUGGAAUCCCGCCAUGAAGAAGUGGCAGAAGGGUGAAAUGUCCAACUUCCACUACCUGAUGCUGGUCAACACAAUGGCGGGCCGGACGUUCAACGACUUGACUCAGUACCCCGUCUUCCCUUGGGUCCUGGCAGAUUAUACAAGCGAGGAGCUCAAUUUGAGUGACCCAGCAACUUUCAGAGACCUCUCCAAGCCAAUGGGUGCUCAGACGGCCGGUCGUGUUUCUGGCUUCAGGGAGUCCUACGACGCUCUGGCCGAGAUCGGUGAAACUCCUUUCCACUACGGCACCCAUUAUUCGUCCGCCAUGAUUGUAUCAUCAUACCUCAUUCGCCUUCCACCCUUCGUCCAGUCCUACAUUCUCCUUCAAGGCGGAUCAUUCGACCACGCCGACCGGUUGUUCCAGUCCAUUCCCCAUGCAUGGAAGUCUGCCUCUUGCGAUAACAAGGCCGAUGUUAGAGAGUUGAUUCCGGAAUUCUUCUGCCUUCCAGAGUUCCUGACCAACAUCAAUCAGUACAACUUUGGCAACCGCGAAAGUACAGGAACCAAGGUCAAUAACGUUGUCCUGCCUCCCUGGGCCAAGGGCGACCCCAAAAUAUUCAUUGCCAAGCAUCGCGAAGCACUUGAAAGCCCUUACGUCAGCCAGCACCUCCACAAUUGGAUUGACCUCGUAUUUGGGUACAAGCAGAGAGGGGAUGCGGCUGUAGACAAUCUGAACGUUUUCCAUCAUCUCUCGUACCGAGGAGCAACGGAUUUGGACAACAUUAGCGAUCCUCAGGAGAGACGGAUCACUGCUGGCGUCAUCCACAACUUUGGUCAAACUCCCCACCAAGUGUUCACUCGGUCUCAUCCCGGCCGCGAGUACUUCUCUUGUCCAAUACGGCGAUUGGAUACCUCGGUUUAUGCUCUCACCAGACUAUCCCACCCGUUACUCGAAUCCCGCGAAAGAGUAGCGUCUUUGAUUUACUCGCCAAAGAUCGAUCGUCUCAUCUGCGCUUCGCCUUUCCGCCUGAAUGUUGCUCCUUACGACAAGUUCCUCGAAUGGGGGUACGCUGACAACAGUGUCCGCUUCUUCUUCAGCGACAACCGGAAGCCCGCGGGACUGUUUGAGAAUCUUCACAUUGGACAGUUGUCUUGCGCUACAUUUGCAGACUCCAAGACACUUAUCACGGCAGGGGAGGACUGCGUUAUUUCGGUGUACGCGGUGCAGACUGCACCUGGAAAAGUAGUUGACCUCCUUCCCCGGUCGUCGCUUUUUGGCCAUCGGGCUCCUGUGACAAGCAUAGCUGUAUCCAAGUCCUUCAGCACAUUUGUGUCAGCGUCGACAGAUGGCCAGGCCUUCCUCUGGGAUAUUAACCGUCUAGAGUUCAUCCGCAAGUUGCCUCUCUCACGGCCCGUCGAAUGUGCCCGCAUCAACGACGUCUCUGGUGAAAUCAUGCUCGGGUCCGGCCCUAACGUCAUCCUGUACACUAUCAACGGUACAGUCCUCGUCGACCAGAACGUGUGCGCAGAACCCGAUGACUAUGUUCACUCUUGCGCCUUCUACGAAAGUGCCGGCGACGAGUGGCUUGAGAUUUGCCUAAUUUUCACCGGCCACAAGAGAGGCCGUGUGAAUGUAUGGAAGAAAUGCGUCAAGAACGAGGUGGGAGCCAAUCAUGACGCCAGUAUUACUUGCAUUACACCGAUGCCGCAAUGCGUCUAUACUGGAGACGAUGAUGGGCGUGUGUACGAGUGGAAUCUUGUCCAGCGGGACAGAUAA